CCAGUUCUCAAUUUCAAGUCCCCAUUUGCGAUCACUUCCAGGUCAACAGUCCCCGGUACUCAUUCAAAUGGCGCUUCAAGUCAAAGGAAAGACUGCGUUAGUCACAGGUGGUGGAUCCGGCAUCUGCCUGGAGUUCACAAAGCUGCUACUGUCAAAGGGCUGCAAUGUUGUCGUUGCCGACCUCACCUUGCUACCAGAAGCCGAAACUGUUGUGACAGGGGACCCUGGCUCAGAAAGGGCCACAGCUGCUUUUAUCAAGACAGACGUCACCGAUUGGAAGCAAUUGAAGGCUGCAUUUGAAUUUGCUAUUGAGAAGUUCAAAGUCCUGGAUAUCGUGUGCCCAGGGGCUGGAGUGUUCGAGCCAGCGUGGUCGAACUUCUGGCACCUGGACGAUGGCGUCGACAACGAUUCGACGUCAUCUUUCAAGACUUUCGAUAUCAACAUCAACCAUCCAGUUCGUGCCACCCAGCUGGCUAUCGACUCGUUCAUGCGCCAGAAGCUGGGCCAUGGGGUAGUUGUAAUUAUCUCCUCGACUGCUGCGCAAACGGCCUUCCUGCCCACUCCUAUGUAUGUAGCCAGCAAGCACGCCAUAUCCGACUUCACACGCGCGUUCGCAGAUCUCGAGCCCAAACUCAAUAUUCGCGUGAACGCCGUUGCUCCAGGGCGUGUGAAGACGCCUUUGUGGACGCAGGAUAAGUUGACUUGGAUCAAUGAAAAUUUCGACCGGUGGGUGACACCAAAGCAGGUCGCGGAUGUGAUGCUUGAUCUCAUCACGAAUGAGAAGAAUGUAGGAGGGACUAUUUUGGAAGUCGGAACUGAUCCUGUCAGAGCCGUGCAGAGGAUAAAUGACCCUGGUCCACAGGGCAAGGGCCUCACGUCUGAAGAAGUUGCAAACGCAUACACCAAUGUCUAUAACUUGAUUGAAGAACAUUAUGGGAAGUCAUGAGGCUUAGACUCUGGGGCCUGAGUUAUUUACAUAGCAAUGAAAACAGAAGGAGAAUUAACGG
Molecule: messenger RNA, 1007 nt
Organism: Hyaloscypha bicolor E
Lineage: Eukaryota; Fungi; Ascomycota; Leotiomycetes; Helotiales; Hyaloscyphaceae
Product: NAD(P)-binding protein
Exons: 2
Coding region: 68-946 (292 amino acids)
Cellular component (GO): cytoplasm
Molecular function (GO): oxidoreductase activity, acting on the CH-OH group of donors, NAD or NADP as acceptor
Source: RefSeq, a predicted model, not a curated record